UGUCUUGACUACAGCAGCGGGGCCCUGACUGGUGACCUCUGUGAAGACCUGUGUGUGGCACAGAAGCUGGUGUACAAGCACUGCCUUUACUAUGACAGAGGUAAGAAGGUCAUCCAGGCUGACUGGAGAGGUCAGCCCAUCAUCUUGAAAUCCAAAAAGGAAAUCUUCUCCAGCUACCAGCAUCUCGGUAUGCUAGAGGAGGAGGAAACACAAGAUAUUCCUGAAACAGAGCUUCUGCUGAUGGUGGCCUUGGAGGUCAAGAAUGUCCUGGGGCUGGAACUAUCUAACAACACCAUGGGGCCCCUGUGGACAAGGAAGAAGGGACCACGUUGGAAAGCACAGGUGGCCAGCAUGUGGUCCCUGCUCCAGCAGGAAGAAUAUAUCUACUUCAGUUUGCUGCAGGACUUCAGCAAACACGUGCUACGAAUUAUUGGCUCUUGUGGACACUUUUAUGCUGUGGAGUAUCUCACAGCUGGACACGCCUGGCACAAAACUCUUUUUCCCUUGGAAAAUGUGGUCGGUCCCUCCCUUGCUGGCCAUAGAAGCAGGGUGAGAGCCAUCAUUGACAUUGCACUCAGCUUUCUGGACAUGGUACAGCAUUUUGAUAAUGAUUUCUCUCACCGACUUCACCUGUGUGACAUCAAACCAGAAAACUUCGCUAUCAGGCACGAUCUCACGGUGGUUGCCAUUGAUGUGGAUAUGGCCUUUUUUGAACCCAAAAUGAGGGACAUCCUCGAACAGAACUGCACAGGAGAUGAAGACUGUAAUUUUUUUGAUUGCUUUUCAAAAUGCAAUCUGAAAAUCAGAAAAUGUGGAGCCCAGAGAGCCAAUAACAACUUGCAAGUAAUCUGUGAUAAAAUAUUCCGUCGCUGGUUUUCCCCAAAUCUCAGAGGACUGCUGGUUUCCUCCCCCCUGCAGCUGCAGCUGCAGAAAGCUGUGCAGGAGUGUGCCGAGCCGGGGCACGUGGAUGCUGCUGGGCACCAGAGGACUCUGAAAUCUCUCUCCGAGUUAUACCACCUGCUGCGGGUCACCCAGCGAGAACUGCAAAGGGCGGAGUAG
This is a messenger RNA of Mesitornis unicolor (brown roatelo), 1059 nucleotides long. It is a transcript of the gene DIPK1C, whose product is annotated as family with sequence similarity 69, member C. The record is from RefSeq and is a predicted model, not a curated record. The annotation marks the transcript as partial. The transcript is spliced from 3 exons. NCBI's taxonomy places the organism in Eukaryota, Metazoa, Chordata, Aves, Mesitornithiformes, Mesitornithidae.